Molecule: messenger RNA, 2317 nt
Organism: Alosa alosa (allis shad)
Lineage: Eukaryota; Metazoa; Chordata; Actinopteri; Clupeiformes; Clupeidae
Gene: ndfip2
Product: Nedd4 family interacting protein 2
Exons: 8
Coding region: 272-997 (241 amino acids)
Biological process (GO): vacuolar transport; ubiquitin-dependent protein catabolic process; metal ion transport
Cellular component (GO): perinuclear region of cytoplasm; endoplasmic reticulum; Golgi apparatus
Molecular function (GO): WW domain binding
Source: RefSeq, a predicted model, not a curated record
UGACGUAACAGAACAAUCCCACUCUUUUUUUUUGGUUGCUUUUUUCCCCUCCGAAGAACGAACGAACGACUGUUUGAAAUCUCGUUUGGGCUUGUAUUAGUGUAAAUGGGGGAGUCCUGUACACUCGUCGUAAACACUUCAACAUCAAGGAAAUCUUUUUGGGGCACUGACAACUAGCUGGGGUACUAUCUCCGAUUGACGGGGACGUAAACAAGCUUUCUUUUGGUUGUUGCUGCUGACUGGCGUGUCUGCCAGCUGUUUUGAACGCAAAAUGGAGCAAGCUGCGAGCCGAUACCAAGUGUUACACAAUGACUACAAUGAGGAAGACUCGUCCGAGGCCUCCACCAGUGCAGUGCCAUCCACCUCAGCCCAGGGGGCCUGUGCCAUCACACCCGAGGUGGCAGGUGCCAGCGCGGCGCCCGAGGCUGAGGUGCCACCGCCUCCCUACGACAGCGUCACCCUAGGGGCCACCGCCGCACCAGAAACUAGUUUUCAGGGGGGUUUCCCUGUGCCUCCGCCAUACAGUGUUGCCACAUCUCUGCCAACUUAUGAUGAAGCGGAGAAGGCCAAAGCUGCAGCCAUGGCGGCCUCCGCUGUCGAGGUGGUGCCACGGGACGAAGAUUUCCCUCCGCGAGAUGACUUCAGUGAUGCCGACCAGCUCAGGGUGGGCAAUGAUGGCAUCUUCAUGCUGGCCUUUUUCAUGGCCUUCCUCUUUAACUGGAUCGGAUUCUGCCUGUCCUUCUGCUUGACCAACACCAUCGCGGGUCGCUACGGCGCCAUCUGUGGGUUUGGCCUCUCUCUCAUCAAAUGGAUUCUCAUAGUCAGGUUCUCUGAUUAUUUUACUGGAUACUUCAACGGGCAGUACUGGCUCUGGUGGAUCUUCUUAGUUCUGGGUAUGCUGCUGUUCUUCCGGGGAUUCGUGAAUUACCUGAAAGUUCGCAAUAUGUCAGAGAACAUGGCCGCCUCCCACAGAAUGCGCUUCUUCUUCCUCUAUUAAAGAGGUUGCCACACCAAACAUUCCUCCCUAAUGUGAAAUUCGUGAUUUGCAACCCGUCAAAUGAACUGGACUGAAGCCCAAAGGGGGGGAGGAAGAAGAAGAAGAAGAAGAAGAAGAAGAGGAGGAGGAGGAGGAGGAGGAAGCAGAAAAAGAGAGAGGAAAAAGGAGUGCAUAAGUGCUGCCAAAAAAGCCCAGGCUUCCCUCAUUAAAAGUCAAAGAAGUGAUGCACUCCUUCCCUAACCGAGUACAGAUUAACUAAGUUAAUAUUAGGUUUGUGUAAUAUCCUUCCUUGCCUUUGUAUGCUCUUAUUUAAUUACUUGCUAUACAGAAUGGACUGAUACUCUCACACACGCACAAACACACUUAAACACACACACACACACACACACACACACACUCUUACAGUGUGACACUUUCCAAUGUGGAGUGAUACUUCAUAGGAGGGAUCUAAAAUCAACUGUAGAGAACAGGUCCUCAUUAGGAGUAUGCACCCGAGGAGUGCUAUGCAAACGGUUCAUGUCUCUUCGAAUGCGAAGGACCAGAUAAAUGUAGUCGGUUAGUGCCCCCCUCCCAGCCUCCACCCCACCUCUGCUCGUUCCAUUUAGAACUGUAAGCUUUGUUGCACUGCAGUAUUGAAGUAACCUCAUGAAUAAGAGAGCUCUUUCUCUCUCUCUCUCUCUCUCUCUCUCUCUCUCUCUCUCUUUUCUUUUGCUCUUGGUUUGAUCAUUGAAGCUAAUGCCAACUAAAGAUAUGUUUGCACUACAUGAGGUCUUUACCCUUACCUUUCUUAAGUCAUGACUGGCUUAUACUCUUAGUAGUGUAUCAGUAGAGCUUUGUCAAGCAGGUUUGGUAUUCUGGAAUUUGUAUUUAUCUUAAUAAAAUACAGAGAUUUUGCCAUUUUUGCACCAUAAUAAUUUAAUUUGUUAUUUUGGAUAUUGUUAUUGUAUUUACAUACAGUAUAUAGAUUAUUGCAAUCAGCUAAAACUGUGAUACUUCUUUCCUUGUCUAGGCUACAUUUUAGUGCUUAAAAUGCUAUGAAUUUCAUCCAUUUGAUUCCACAAACAGCCUCUUCAGCAAUAUCAGAUCUUUAAUGAAACAUGUAAGUGCAUGGUUAACUUGGUUGCACUGGUUUGAAAAAAAAAACCUACAGUCUUAAAAUAGUGCAACACAGUGAUUUCAAUAUACAUUUGUAAACCAAACUCUUUUCUUUUGUCAGAAUUGAACAUUUUGGAGCAUCUCAAGUGUCAAAGACAUGGUUGUGUGUGAUGUGUUAAUUAUCUUGUCUUGCAAAAUUGCCAAUAAAGUUCCACUGGAACCUUG